This is a messenger RNA of Rubroshorea leprosula, 1275 nucleotides long. The record is from the annotation of a GenBank genome assembly. NCBI's taxonomy places the organism in Eukaryota, Viridiplantae, Streptophyta, Magnoliopsida, Malvales, Dipterocarpaceae.
ACCCCCGCUCCUUCCCCUCUCCUUCUCCCUAUCUCCGCCGGCAUCUUCCGCCGGUGUGCUUCACCGUCAAUGGUUCUUUCUUGGUUCUUGUUUGAGGAACCGUGCAUUUCUCUCAUCAUUUCUUGAUCAAAUCGCGGAUUAAAGAGAAAAGAAAAAAAAAGAAAGAAAGACAGAGAAGGGAGAAAGAGAGAGUCGCAUGGAGACGCAUGUUUUGGAGGUUAACUUGAUCUCUGCUCAAGAAUUGAAGGAGCCUUCAAUCAAAUCGCGUCGAUUGCAGACGUAUGCGGUGGUUUGGGUCGAUCCGUCCAUGAAGCUUCACUCGCGAAUUGACAAAAUUGGGGGCGAGAACCCGUCCUGGAAUGACAAAUUUUUCUUCAAGGUUUCCCCUGAUUUCCUCUGCAGCGAAACCUCCGCCGUAUCUGUUGAGAUCUACGCCGUUGGUAUCCUCCGUGACAAUAUAAUUGGAACCGUGCGUUUCCUGAUUAGCAAUUUCCUUCCCUCGCCCGCCGCUACAUCCGCCGUGAUUCCAUCCAUGAAGGCUCCCGCUUUCACCGCGCUCCAAAUCCGCCGCCCUUCUGGAAGGUUCCACGGAGUCCUCAACAUUUGCGCCAUGGUGAUCAACGGCUCUGAUUUUGCUGCUCUCAGCGGCGUCUCCGCCAUCGGUUAUCGCGAUUUCAUGGAAGAGAGCCUUCGUGGACGGCGGCGCCGCCCCAGCUUCAAGAAGUCCAAGUCUACAGUUGAUGAGUAUCUCAGUCGCGCAUCUUCUGAGAAUUCGUUUGGCGAUUCAGGCGACCAAUCGGACGGCGGUGAGUCGACAACCUCGUCGUCGUCAACCGCAUCCACGGCGUUGAAGGAAUGGAACGGAAGGAUUCGAUAUUUCCCGCCAAAAACAAACCAUCUGAGGUCAUCAUCCGACGGUGCGGGAAUACUGUGUGGUCUACUCCCAAAUAGGAGAGCUUCUCUUUGCCCGUCUGAUCUUGCCAGAGCCCACGAUGGGUCCCAUGGGAAGAGAAACUGGUGAAUCAACGGCCGAGCAACUCCCAAUCAGAGUCUGAAGUCAAAUCUGAUAUUCCCUCUUCAUGGUUUGACCAUCGCGUAGUCAACGCACGUAUCUGAUGAACGGCCAAGAUCAUCUCGAUCAUGGCACAGAUGAUGUAUCCUUGUACACCUGAUUUAGUACCUUAGUGUGUUUUUUUUUUGGCCUUGGAGACAGUGAAUGUAUUUCUGUUGGCAGUAACUAAACAGGGAGAGCGCUAACAAAUUCGAAAAUUACAA